Aphanomyces astaci is the source of this 636-nucleotide messenger RNA. RefSeq lists its product as hypothetical. NCBI's taxonomy places the organism in Eukaryota, Oomycota, Saprolegniomycetes, Saprolegniales, Verrucalvaceae. The coding region runs from base 1 to 636 and encodes 211 amino acids. The record is from RefSeq and is a predicted model, not a curated record. The transcript is spliced from 4 exons.
AUGUGCCCCAUCCUCGCGUGUCACCACAUGGCAUCGAGCGUCUCGGCGGUGUUGACUUCGUCGUCGUCGCCGGGCAGGAUGAGUUCACCGCGCAUCGACGCCGCGUCGUUGGAGUGCCGCGUGAUGCGGCUGAUCUUGCGAAGAGUCGGGGACGCAGAGGACAUUUCGGAAGGAAUGGCGUGGUCGUUAGCGAGCCGCACUCCGUGCUUGCAUGGUAUGAUGCAGUGGAAAAGGGCUAGGUCCCCGGUCAUGUGCGCUGUGAUGCCGCUGUCCAUGAUUACUCCUUGGUGUGCAGGCAGGCUCGUCCAGGGCACGGUAUACAACCGCAUGCUCAAUCAACUCGACUGUAAACACGUCUUCGUUGUAGUCUUUCUCAUCUUCAUUUGCAUAGUUGUCUUGUUCGUACCAGUUUGGUCGGCCGCCACGCCGACCGUGUACUGUGUGCCGACCGUGUCUGCCGCGUCCUCCACGUUCACCGUUUCCGGGGCCGCGACAUCGGUCGCCUCUGCCCAGCUUGGUUGCCGGCGAUUGCUUGGCCACGUGUUGACCGGCGGAAGGUUCCCCGCGACUCGUCACCUUGUUUGUCGCGGCAUUUCGCAACUCCAACUUUGGCGUUGGCGUUCCCGCAACCUCUAA